AUGAAAAAAAAUCCUUAUAAAAUUUCAAUUUUUUGUUUAGACAAAGAUAAUUUGCAAUAGAAAAAUUAUGUAGUAUUAUAAACCAAAUAUUCUGAAUUGAAAAAAAGAAACGCUGAAGAAAUAAGAAAGAAGUAUUAUAACAAUAAUAUGUAGCUGCUUUGUUCGAAUAGGAAAAAUUAAAAAUAUAAAAGCUAAGAAAAAGGCCCAUAACUUUAGAAUCUAAUUAUUAAGAUUUUAUACAUUUGUAAUGAAAAUUCAAAUUAUAAAGUCAUUUAUUUAGAAAUGUUAAUGGCAAUAAGAAUUCUAAAAAGUAAUUACCAAAUAAUAUAGAAAAAACAGAAAACAAAAGGGUAAAGAGUAGAAAAUUAUGAAAAAUAAUUAUGACAUAAAAACAAGAACAAGAAUAGAUUUUUUAAUGAAAGCUUACAUUGCUACAACCACCCUAUGA
This is a messenger RNA of Paramecium pentaurelia, 448 nucleotides long. Lineage: Eukaryota; Ciliophora; Oligohymenophorea; Peniculida; Parameciidae. The record is from the annotation of a GenBank genome assembly.